Messenger RNA from Gekko japonicus, 309 nucleotides. RefSeq names its product PHD finger protein 1-like. The annotation marks the transcript as partial. Lineage: Eukaryota; Metazoa; Chordata; Lepidosauria; Squamata; Gekkonidae. The record is from RefSeq and is a predicted model, not a curated record. The transcript has a single exon.
UGCUACUGCGGAGGCCCCGGCGAGUGGAACCUGAAGAUGUUGCAGUGCCGCCGGUGUGCCCAGUGGUUCCACGAGGCCUGCACCCAGUGUCUGAGCAAGCCCCUCCUCUAUGGGGACAGGUUCUACGUCUUUGAGUGCUGCGUCUGCAUGGGGCCCCAGGAGACCGUCUGCUGCCUCCCGCUGAGAUGGGUGGACGUGGCCCACCUCAUCCUCUACCACCUGAGCAUCUGCUGCAAGAAGAAGUACUUUGACUUUGAGCGGGAGAUCCUCCCCUUCGCCAGCGAAAACUGGGACAGCCUCCUCCUGGGC